AUGGCUUCCUCCAAGAAGAGAAAGCGCACCGCUUCUGUCGAUACCAAGCAUGGCAUGAAUCCAGCUAUCAAGAAAUCGCGCCAUUCGACCAAGGGAAUAACAAGUAAUGCAGCCCAAGCAGUAAAGCAUGCCGUACUUGAUCAGUACUUCACGACCGUCUUGACGUUGCGCAACUACAUGCUGCUCAAGCUGCCGUCCACCUCGAGAAUCAGAAGACGCAAGAUAUCUUCGGUCAAUUUAACACGACCUGCAGAUACCGAGGUCUCUGACGUGGAACGUUCGCUAGGCGCAUUGCUUGACUCGACGCUCGUCGGGGUCACAGACCAAGCAUUGCAGGCAGAUGCCAGGCCAGACAACCGUUGGAAGCAUUGGACGGACUUCUCUCAACGCGGCGACGACUCGCACGUCACUCUGUCCGACGGCCUUGCUGGCGCUGAGUUCUGUCAAUCGGAGAUAGUUGACUUCGUAAUAUGGCUGCUCUUUUCCAAGUCAAAAACACACUCCGGGGCAUGGCCCAAACACAUACUAUGUGAUGGAUUUCGAAGAGACCCGAAAUCAGCAAAACUCCAAGGUCCCGGAGUUAACCACAGCUGCUCCAUUCCGGGGCUGUUCUCGCUGUUCCCAAACCCUCAAGUGAAUACACUGAAAGAGGCGCCAUGGCCGCAACUCCUCAAGCUUCUGGGCAAGUGCGGUGAUCGCAUUAUGAUGGACUUGUUGCUGGAUUGCGCUAUUUUCACCUCUGUGAGAGGUGGUCAAGGCAACUACUGCCAAAUCAGCGGCUAUCCCCUGACCAACGCAGAGGUGCUACUGUCUAAUGAGCAACGGAACAAGGAGCCAGCUCACUUCGAGAGGUCUCCGUCGGACAUUAUAUUUGUGCGAAACCGGAUGCUGUAUGCCAGAGCCGCAUUGAAUGCGCGUGGGCUCGUUCAUUUUGGACUACGACAUAUACAUGUAUUGAAUCGAGCACCGUAUGUUCAGCUGGAUCAAGGACCUGCAGAACCAACUCAAGAGCUUGCGGACAGAAAUAAGUCCAAUUCUCUCAAGGUCAUGAUGUACAUUUUCCCGCGGCAGUUUGGGUUGCACAACGCUUUUACUUCUAAGAUCGAUUACACCGAGACCGCACAAAGGUUCAAGGAUUAUACGCUUCGCGAAAAUGAGAUAUCCGACAUGUUCGGUGCCGCUGAAGUUGGAAAAUUAUCGCCCAAGGUCCCAAAACGAUUAAGGGGCGAGGCAAAGGAUCUCAUACAAAAGUUACAGAUUCUGCACACCCGAUGCUCAUAUUCGGAACUUUUGCAGUAUUACUGUCCGGUCAGCACCCCACUGGAUGGCGCACAGUCUUCCCAGUCAAAUGGUAGAGUUGGUAGGCAUACACAAGCCUCCAAAGGAAAGGGUUUCCAAGUCUCGACGCAGUUACAGUCUGCCAUUCAGCGGACCAAAACAACCACAAAAUCUACAUCCAUUGUCGAGUUGUCAACUUCGGCUGCAAGCGUCUCUGCCUUCUGCCAGGCUGCAGUCUCGAAGAUUCUGCCAGUCAGAUUCUUUGGUAGUGGUGAAGUCCAGAGACACAACCGUAGCUUAAUACUCAAAAAAGUGGACCAAUUCAUACGCUUAAGACGCUUUGAGAGCAUGUCACUUCAUGAAGUUAUGCAAGGCAUGAGGCUUACGGAGAUCGAAUGGUUGGCGCCUCCGCGGCUCCUGACACACAAGACAUCACAAACUGACAUUUCUAAACGAGCUGAGCUGUUUUACGAAUUUCUUUAUUACAUUUUCGAUUCGAUUGUGAUACCCCUGCUGCGAAGCAACUUUUACAUAACUGAGUCGAACACGGAUAAGUGCCGGCUCUUCUUUUUCCGCCAUGAUAUCUGGCGAUAUGUUGCCGAACCCGUCAUGGCUACUUUGAAGGCCAAAAUGUUCGAAGAGGUCAGCUUGGAAGAUGCCAACAGAAUACUUGACUCUCGGCAGCUAGGCUUCAGCCAAGUACGACUGCUACCCAAGGGCCACAGCGUGCGGCCGAUCAUGAAUCUGCGGAAGAAGAUGGUCACGAAGGGCAACCAAAGGCUUUUGGGCCCAAGUAUCAACACUCUACUCAAACCAGUUCACAAUGUGCUUCAGCUCGAGAAGUCCCUGAACCCUGGCAAGCUGGGAUCCGCAAUGUUUUCAGUGGGAGAUAUGUAUAAGCGUAUCAAGACCUUCAAGGCAAGGAUGGGAACUUUCUCGGGGCCAUUGUAUUUUGCGAAGGUUGACGUGCAAUCUGCCUUCGACACCAUCCCUCAGUCGGCCAUAGUUGGGCUUCUGGACUCCAUCCCACAGCGACGCGAAUACCAGAUAGCGAAGCACGUGGAACUCUCAAGCACUCACCUGCAUGCUCUGCCAUCCCAUAGGCUUCAAAGAAAACCCAAGCCCUUACGCAAGUGGCACUCAACAGCAAUGAGACGCCUAGGAAGGACAUCUCUCUUUGACUCUCUAGGUGAGGACGUCACAAGCAAGAAGAACACCAUAUUCAUCGAGAGUGUGUUCAAGAAAAUCUACGACACAAGCGCUAUGCUGCAGCUCGUCUCCUCCCAUAUCCAGCAGAACCUCGUCAAGAUCGGCAAGAAAUUCUACCGGCAAAAGGAUGGCAUCCCCCAGGGUUCGGUACUGUCAUCCACACUCUGCAACUAUUUCUAUGCAGAUCUCGAAAUCCAAGUCCUCAGGUUUCUGGACUCUGAGGACUGUCUCCUCCUUCGUCUCAUCGACGACUUCCUCCUCAUUACCGCCGACAGGUCCAAGGCCUCCCGUUUCGUUGAGGUCAUGCACCGCGGCGUGCCAGAAUACGGCGUCACCGUGAACCCGGCCAAAACCCUAGUAAAUUUCGACCUUGAACUCGAUGCGGGCUCACCAGUGUCCAAAGUACACCCGAGGGCCGGGUUUCCCUACUGCGGAACGCUCAUCUAUCCUGCAACCCUGAACAUCACCAGAGACCGCCACAUUAGACAACUCUCUCGCAAAUCCACUCUUCCAACCAUGACCGCCACCGCCACCAUGAAUGGUCAUAACAACAAAUCCAUCUUCAACUCCCUCACGGUGGAGCACACGCGGACGCCGGGCCAGACCUUCGAGCGCAAGGUGCUCAACGCCUUCAAGAUCCAGAGCCACCUGAUGUACCUGGACACGUCGCUGAACGCGCCGCACACGGUGCUGGCGAGCCUGCACGCGGCCUUUGCCGAGACGGCGGCCAAGGCCUGGGCGUACGCGCGCUGCCUGGGCCCGCGGCGCCGGCCCGCCCCGCGCCUCGUCGUCCGCGCCGUCCAGAAGCUCGCCGCCGUCGCCUUCCUGCUGGCCACCAGCCGCGCCCGCCGCGCCCGCCACCCGGGCUACGCCUGCGACGUGCGCCGCACGGAGGUCGCCUGCCUCGCGUACUGCGCCUUCGCCGAGGUGUUGGGCCGCAAGCAGGCCGGGUACGGGGAGGUCCUCGAUUGGCUGCGGGCUGAGAUUGCCAGGUUGAGCACCAAGAAGGAGAUCCGUCAGGGACGAGUCAGCCGUGUUGCCGCAGUAGAGCAAGUCCUUAAGCGCAAAGCAUGA
This is a messenger RNA of Neoarthrinium moseri, 3561 nucleotides long. RefSeq lists its product as uncharacterized. Gene Ontology annotation, molecular function: telomerase RNA binding; telomeric repeat DNA binding. The transcript is spliced from 7 exons. Gene Ontology annotation, biological process: telomere maintenance via telomerase. NCBI's taxonomy places the organism in Eukaryota, Fungi, Ascomycota, Sordariomycetes, Amphisphaeriales, Apiosporaceae. Gene Ontology annotation, cellular component: telomerase catalytic core complex. Bases 1 to 3561 code for a protein of 1186 amino acids. The record is from RefSeq and is a predicted model, not a curated record.